Molecule: messenger RNA, 426 nt
Organism: Pungitius pungitius (ninespine stickleback)
Lineage: Eukaryota; Metazoa; Chordata; Actinopteri; Perciformes; Gasterosteidae
Product: interferon-induced transmembrane protein 5-like
Exons: 2
Coding region: 1-426 (141 amino acids)
Cellular component (GO): plasma membrane
Source: RefSeq, a predicted model, not a curated record
AUGGACAACCACUCGUACAACUUCCCCUCGGACUGCACGCCGCUCACCAACUGCAAGUCGGCCCGCAAGCCGGCCGGCUCCACCGUGGUGAACAUGGACGCCGGCAACAGCCCUCCCCGCGACUAUCUGGUGUGGUCGCUGUGCAACACCUUGUACGUGAACUUCUGCUGCCUGGGGUUCAUGGCGCUCGUCUACUCCAUCAAGGCCAGGGACCAGAAGACUCAGGGCAACCUGCAGCUGGCCCAGGAGUGUUCAGACAAGGCCAAGUGGUACAACAUCCUGGCGGGCGGCUGGAACCUGCUGAUCCCCCUCCUGGCCGUGGGCCUGCUCGUCCUCCUGCUCGUCCACCUGGGCUCCUCCCAGGGCUCUUUCGACUUUUUCGGGGAGGACGGCUUCCAAAACUUCAUGAAGCUGUUUAGCUGGUAG